This is a messenger RNA of Cylindrotheca closterium, 378 nucleotides long. Lineage: Eukaryota; Bacillariophyta; Bacillariophyceae; Bacillariales; Bacillariaceae. The record is from the annotation of a GenBank genome assembly.
AUGGCUGCUGAUCCCAACACAGACCCCGUCGACAGCGCUUUGGACAAGCUCAAGCCCAUCAUGUCCCAAUUGUCCUUUGGAUCCGUCCUUGGUUACUGCAGCGGUAUGGCUCUCAAAAAGCUGGGCAAGGCUGCUGCCUUUGUGGUUGGAGUUGGAUUUAUCGGAGUCCAAUCAGCAGUCCGUGCGGGAUAUGUCAAGGUCAACUGGACCAAGAUUAAGGAUGAUGCUAUUUCGCCUCUUGAUACUACUGGAGAUGGAAAGGUUGAUAUGGAUGACGUGAAGGGAUGGUGGAAGAAGCUACGGGUAAUCCUGACCAAUGAAUUGCCUGGUGCUGGAGGAUUCAGCUUGGGAUUCAUUACUGGUGUCCGAUAUGGAUAA